AUGUCAAUUACUGUAGCGAAUGGCUAUGAAUAUGAAAAGAAGAAUCUCAUCGGACAUGGAGCUUUUGCGAUCGUUUUCAAGGGCAAACACAGACAGGAAAAGAAAUCGGUCGCUGUCAAGGUGAUCCAGCGAUCAAAGAUCGGCAAGCCGGCGGACAAGUUGCUUGGAAAAGAAAUCGAAAUUCUAAAAUCGUUAAAGCACGAAAACAUUGUCUCCUUACUCGACUAUGAAGAAAACAACGACCAAAUCGUGCUCGUCAUGGAAUACUGUAAUGCCGGUGAUCUUGCUGAAUAUCUACAGAAGCAGGGCACCCUCUCCGAGGAUACGAUUCGUACGUUUCUCCAGCAAAUUGUGGCUGCUAUGAAGGUUCUGCACGAAAAAGGCAUCAUCCAUCGUGACCUAAAGCCUGGCAACAUCCUUCUGAAUCGCGACUCGAGCGACAACAACCGACUCCGAGUUAAAAUAGCCGACUUUGGAUUUGCGCGACAUCUUCAAGGCACCGACAUGGCAGCCACGCUUUGUGGAAGUCCCAUGUACAUGGCUCCAGAAGUCUUGAUGGGUCACAAUUACUGCGCCAAAGCUGAUCUUUACUCGAUAGGAACUAUAGUCUAUCAGUGCUUGACUGGUCGAGCACCCUUCCACGCCUCUACUCCCCCCGAAUUACGUGCCUUCUACGAGAGGACGCACACGCUCAAGCCCUCCAUCCCCAAUACCACUUCGGCCGCAUUAAAAGACCUCAUCUGCUCGCUUCUUAUCCGCAAUCCACGAGAUCGGCUCAGCCCGAGCGACUUUUUCCGCCACGCAUUCAUCAAGACCCGCUCUGGUUCCGCCAGAAGGGGCUACAACUCGAGCCCAACAAUUCCUGACGCCAAAGUGCGCAGCGAUUCGCACUCACCUGGACCUGCUAUGAGCUUGGACAACACUGACUCCGUCCUGCAGACGGACAAUGACGGUGAGCUCCUGGUCCAAACAUCUGACGAUUCGGAGGAGUUCGUCGUCAUCCCUGCUCCACGCCGCCGCGCCGUUACUAUUGGGUGUAAUCUCAACGAGCUAAAUCGCACGCCUGAAUACGACAACUGCUCGCCGGUCUUUGAUUCUCCUCGCUAUUCAGCACCAAGUCGACAAAUGUCGCCGCGGCACCACCACCGCCGCUCACCGAGCUUCGAGCACCAGCAACACUCGCCCAGAGAAAGACACAUCGAGCGCGGUUUCGUCACGCCAGAGUUCAACCACAGAGAUCGAGAAAUUGUGCGAACAAAUUCGACCCCGCUUUUGCGAAUCCAGCAAAACGCAACACCUAUCCGUCGAAUACCCUCGCAUAACCAUCGAACUCGUCAACGAGCCUUCACCGUUGGCACACCUUCCCCAGAUAGCAACCUUGUCUGCUCGAGUCUGCAGCCGCUCAUCGAGGAAAAUAACAACGUCGAGGUUGUCGAAGAUACUCUCAUUUCGCGUCUGCACUUUGCGAUGAAUCUCGGCUGCGCUAUUCUCAAAGUGGCGGAUUUACAUCAAGGCACGAACUACAGACGCCGGGGUGAACGGUUACUGCUCUUCAAUCGAGGGCUCCAGGUGAUCGCCUCCGCGCUGCACUCAGCUAGGAACUCUUACGACGAAACGGGGCCCUCGCCCGAACUUCGAUCGAUCCUAAUGGAAUUGAACUCGAAGUACAAGGAGUGCAGGGGUUACUGCAGCGACCUGCGACACUCAGUUACAGAAAGCAUGGCUCCGAAAGAUACAAAAUUCGACAGCGCUGAACGAAUCAUGUAUAACUUCGCGAUCAGACACGCCGAAGAAGCCGCAGAAGGCGACUCGAAUGGCGACCUUGAGCACGAAGAUAUCAUUCAGCGAUAUGAGACCGCAGCCAGUUUACUACAGGGAAUCUACCAGCUAACAGAUUGCCAAGAAGACAAGCGAAAACUGGGAAUGUAUCAGAGGCAAAUCCACGAGCGGCUGGACGAGAUAAAGUCUCAGUUGUCCUAA
This is a messenger RNA of Oikopleura dioica, 1980 nucleotides long. NCBI's taxonomy places the organism in Eukaryota, Metazoa, Chordata, Appendicularia, Copelata, Oikopleuridae. The record is from the annotation of a GenBank genome assembly.